UCCUCCCGGGUGUCACGAUACAACCUUAGAUCCCCCCUCAUCUCUGCUGGGUUUGACAUCCCUGAUGGCCGGGCCGUUCUCUGGGUUCUGUGGGUGAACUCAGCGGCUGAUGCUGGACGCCAUGAGGCAACACUGAUAUGAAACAAGCGUGUUUUAUGCGGGGGCGACAGCCAGCACGAUGGAUGCUAGAGUCGGCCAGCAGCUCGCAGGGUCACCGCUACUCUUAAUGUUUGACACACAGACUGUGACAUUCACCUCCGAGAAACCCUGACACUCCACUUUGAACUCGUUGCUGUCCUCCCAGGUUGUUGAGAGAAGGAGAAAUCCCCUCUGGUGACCAUGGCUCCGCACCCAGUGGUCCAGGCCGUCAUUGAUCUCUCUGCAGGAGCCAUAGGAGGGGCUGCCUGUGUCUUCAGCGGCCAGCCUCUGGACACGGCGAAGGUGAAGAUGCAGACCUUCCCCACUCUGUACCGGGGCUUCGUGCACUGCGUCGUCUCCACCUACAAGCAGGUGGGCGUGCGCGGCCUGUACCAGGGCACCACGCCGGCGCUGAUGGCCAACGUCGCCGAGAACUCGGUGCUCUUCAUGAGCUACGGCUUCUGCCAGCAGGUCAUCCGUUUUGCAGCUGGACUGCACAAAGAAGCCGUGCUGAGCGACAUGCAGAAAGCCUGCGCUGGCUCGGUAGCCUCCAUCUUCUCCUCCCUCGUCCUCUGCCCCACCGAGCUCGUGAAGUGUCGACUGCAAGCCAUGUACGAAAUGGAGUUGUCAGGCAGGAUUGCUAAGAGCCAGAACACCGUGUGGUCGGUGGUGAGCUCCAUCAUGCGGAACGAGGGCGCGCUGGGCUUCUUCCAGGGACUGACCACCACCAUAGCCAGAGAGGUGCCCGGGUACUUCUGCUUCUUCGGCGCCUACGAGCUCUGCAGGACCGGAUUCGCAGACUACAUGAAGUGUGACAAAGACGACAUAGGCGUGGCCCCCGUCGUGUUCAGCGGGGGGUUCGGGGGCGCCUGCCUCUGGCUGGUGGUCUACCCCAUGGACUGCGUCAAAUCUCGGAUCCAGGUCAUGUCCAUGACGGGGAAGCAGGCGGGCUUUUUUAAGACCUUCGUGACCAUCGCUCGCUCUGAAGGAGUGAGGGCGCUCUACUCGGGCCUCACCCCCACCAUGGUGCGCACCUUCCCCGCUAACGGAGCUCUGUUCCUGGGUUACGAGGCCAGCAGGAAGCUCAUGAUGAAGCAGUUCGACAACUGAGCCGCUCCGUGAAACUGCCACUCCGUCUGCUGCGCUGCCCUGAAAAACGUUCUGAUAGUCGUUUUCUCCAUGUCAGAUAUGCGAUGGAAAUGAUUUAGAAACUUGAUUUUUGUUUUGCUCCUUCUGAAGUGUUUUAUUGAACAGGCAGGGACUGAGGAGAGGCGCGCCGUGAAGCCAUGAAGCUGUGAAGCCAUCAGCCGGUAGUUUCUCUCCUACCUCAACAAUUGUCUGCGCGUCUUUCUUCCCCUGCCAGAAGACGCGUGGCUUUGACUAAGACUGGUUGACUUUCACGCGCUCACUCCUGUUUUAAGCUCCUAGCAUUAAGGCGUUAUCAGAAAGAUGAAGUGUCAUAUUUGAUUUACGUUGCCUAAGAUGUGGUGAGAUGAUUGGUUUUUAUUUAAGUGGGAUUCCAAGUCUGUGGGCACCUGGGAUCAGAUUCCAUUUUUUCAGGGCCUUAUAAAAAAAAAGAAAUGUUUACAGAGAGUAUUUCUAUUUAUUAGUUUUUCUCUAUCCCUUGUCUAAACCCCCCCCCCUCCAUUUUCCAUCUGUGCCUCCCUUACUGUCCUCUCAUUCAUAUCCUUCAUUCUUUCUUCCUUUUUCCCUCGUCUCUCCUUCCCACCAUCCUUGUAUUCUACUUCCCUUCUGUCUGUCCUUCCUUAUGUUGCAUGUUCUUCUUUCCUCUUUUGUGUCCUAUUUCCUUCCUAGUGCCCACUCUCUCUUCUGUGUCCUCAUUUUUUUUCCUUUCCUGUCUCCUUUCCUUUUUGCCUCCUUCCUAUUCUCAUUAUUGCCACCCCUCCCUUCCUUCUCAUUUCCUUAUUCCCUUCCUCCCAGUCUCUUUUUUCUCCCCUGCUCCCAUAUCAAUGCUGCCAACUGGAGAAAUAUCUGCCAUCAAUUCAUAUUGAACGUUCGUGUUUUUUAUAUUUUAAAGCAAACAGAAGAGGUGUGGCAAGUCAAGCCUGGAUACAUUUUUUAAAGUGACCCUGUUUAAAGAUCUGUUUGCUGCUUUUAGGGAACCUUAACUUUGCCUCUCACUAAUGUUUUCAUCAACCUCAAACCUUUUGCUGCAGUUUUAGGCGUUUUUAAACCUUGUCACACUCCCUUAAAAACACCAGCAAACAUUUAAAUACUUGUUUAUCAUGGUGACUUUGUUAUUUUCCUCCUGGUAUUUGCAGUGUGUUUGUUGCUUUUCGUUAUUAAAAGUAUCACUAAUCGUAUAUCAGCUGCCUCAUUAUAAGCCGUUUAAGCCUAAUUCCAUUGUUUUAUUAUGUGAUUUUAUUUGCCAGUUUACAUACAAUCCAGACGUGUGUAUUUUCAAUAAUUGUUUGUAAAUCAAUUUUAAGUAGUGUUGGAAUGAUACAAGCUGCAUUAAAUCUAUGAAUAAAGAG
Fundulus heteroclitus (mummichog) is the source of this 2633-nucleotide messenger RNA. It is a transcript of the gene slc25a15b, whose product is annotated as solute carrier family 25 member 15b. Gene Ontology annotation, molecular function: L-ornithine transmembrane transporter activity. The record is from RefSeq and is a predicted model, not a curated record. Bases 340 to 1248 code for a protein of 302 amino acids. Lineage: Eukaryota; Metazoa; Chordata; Actinopteri; Cyprinodontiformes; Fundulidae. Gene Ontology annotation, biological process: mitochondrial L-ornithine transmembrane transport. The transcript is spliced from 7 exons.